Molecule: messenger RNA, 2456 nt
Organism: Pelmatolapia mariae (spotted tilapia)
Lineage: Eukaryota; Metazoa; Chordata; Actinopteri; Cichliformes; Cichlidae
Product: nucleolin-like
Exons: 18
Coding region: 990-2456 (488 amino acids)
Biological process (GO): regulation of transcription by RNA polymerase II
Cellular component (GO): nucleus
Molecular function (GO): DNA-binding transcription factor activity, RNA polymerase II-specific; DNA binding
Source: RefSeq, a predicted model, not a curated record
UUCAGUCGUGCGACCGUUUUGGUGAUCGGCCCGAGUUUCGCCUUCAUCGUGUGUCGUGCAACGUGUAGUACAUGGGGUAACGAGAAGCGAUUAACAAACCAGCUCCCGAUCAUCAAUCGUUUGGUCGUAAGAAAAUCAAACCUGUUUGAAAUCCUGUCGGCCGUCGUAAAGGGUGUCACCGCAGCCUCUCACACUGCACGCGCAAACACAGAAAUGAAAGUGAAAAGACGGAGCAGCACGGCAGUGCAGCGUGUGAUCUGGACACAAGCGAUGGAGGCACAACUUGUAGAAUUUUGGCAAGCUCAUCUGAGCCUUUUCGAUGUGGCCUCACAAAAUUAUCACGACCACAACAACCGUGAAAAUAGUUGGAUGGACGUUGCUGCUCAAUCACAGCUGCCUGGUCAAUGUUUUUCAUUAGCAAUUUAGCAAAGUUGAUGGUGGUGGUGUGUGUGUCAGUUAAAGACAGAGAAGGAGAGCGAGAGACAGAUUUUGUGUUAUAACCUUCAUGUUAGGGAUGCAGAGUGUGAGCACUCAGGUCGCAUCAGAGCAUCGGGCUCUGAUGCCCGAUGCUCUGAUGUAUAGUGUGAGACCCUGCAUCACGACCUACGAACUUCUAACCCCUGCCAGUCAAUCGUACAGUUUGCGCAGGAGCUGAAAAACGCGACUGAAAAAAACGCACAGUGUAUGCCCAGCUUAAGAGGCGGCUGGCUUGACCACGGUGUAAAAACUGCCGUCCUUACCGGAAGUCACUGUCUGAGUAAACACCAUAACAGCUGGGAGUUUCUGUUACAGUAACUGAAAAGUUAAGUUUCAUAUUCAUUUUCCGGGACAUCAACUGCUGUCUAUGGCCGCAAAAGAGACCAUACUAUCAGGACCAGUGUCAUAAACUAAACCUGAACUGAAUCUGCGUAGUCGUGGGCAAAUAUUUUUCUUUCCUUGUGCUGACCAGUUUGUUUAGGAAGGAGAUAUCGAAUAUUGAAAAAUAAAAAAUGGAGAGAAAAAGUCUGCUUCCAGGAUUUCCAUGGGAAAAAUAUGAGAAAGACGAAGAGGAAGAAAAAAGAAUUAGCCUGAAGAAAAGAAAGAGAGUCAUGGAUGAUGAAGAUGAGAACAACUUGUGGCGUGUAAAAUGUGGAACCAAAAGGGGUAUCCUAGAUAGAGAGAAGUUGGAAGACGGUAAGGCAUGUAUUAAGUGUGAAGGCAACUUGUACAGUCCACCUGAGUUUGAGAAGCUUGCAGGAAAAGAGCCAUGUAGAAAAUGGAAGUCAACUAUUUUCUACAAGAAAAAACCUCUGCAGUUUUGGUUUGAGGAAGGCUAUCUAACCACUACAGGAUAUAGACAAAAGAAAAGAAAACGAAAAUCGUCAGCCUCAACAGAAGAAAGUGAGGAAGAUCAUGUUGACGAUGAAGAUGAGGAUGAAGAACGGGAAGAUGAGCAUAUGGAUGAAGAGGAUGAUGAGGAUGAAGAAAGUGAUAAUGAUGAAGAUGAGACUGUGCCUGCUGUUGCCUCUAACCAUACUAACAGCAGUGAUAUCAAAGAGAGAGUAACACCUACAAUUCCAACACCUGGAAAACAUGCAUUAGACAUUAAAGAGAAGACUAGACAUCAUCCUGGCAUGCCAAGAUCUGAAGUCACUGAAAAUCCCAGAGAUGUGGCAAAAAACACAGCAAUCAAACAGCAAAAUGUUAACAAAGAACCUGAAAAGAAACGGAAGAAGACAACAACCAGCACAAUUCCAACACUUGUGAAACCUGCACUAAAGAUCAGAGAAGUAAAGGGUGUCGUUAAUAGCCUUCCUGAGAAAGCUACAGAUCAUCCUGACACGACAAGAUCUGAGGUCACUGAAAAUCCCAGAGAUGUGGCAAAAAACACAGCAAUCAAACAGCAAAAUGUUAAGAAACAACCUGAAGAGGAACUGAAGAAGACAACAACCAGCACAAUUUCGACACCUGUGAAACCUGCACUAAAGAUCAGAGAAGUAAAGGAUGUCAUUAAAUUCCUUCCUGAGAAAGCUAGAGAUAAUCAUGACACAACAAUAUCUGAGGUCACUGAAAAUCCCAGAGAUGUUGCAACAAACACAGCAAUCAAACAGCAAAAUGUUAAGAAACAACCUGAAGAGGAACUGAAGAAGACAACAAGCAGCACAAUUUCGACACUUGUGAAACCUGCACUAAAGAUCAAAGAUGUAAAGGGUGUGAUUAAAUUCCUUCCUGAGGGUCUUUACAAUGUAAAGCACAAUGAGAAAGCCAGAGACCAUCCUGAGAUGAAAAGAUCUGAGGUCACUAAAAAUCCCAGAGAUGUGGCCAAUAACACAGCAAUCAAACAGCAAAAUGUUAACAAACAACCUGAAGAGGAACCGAAGAAGACAACAACCAGCACAAUUUCAACACUUGUGAAACCUGCACUAAAGAUCAGAGAAGUAAAGGGUGUCGUUAAUAGCCUUCCUGAGGGUCUUUAA